This is a messenger RNA of Oncorhynchus nerka (sockeye salmon), 1853 nucleotides long. RefSeq names its product proteinase-activated receptor 4-like. Lineage: Eukaryota; Metazoa; Chordata; Actinopteri; Salmoniformes; Salmonidae. The record is from RefSeq and is a predicted model, not a curated record. Gene Ontology annotation, biological process: phospholipase C-activating G protein-coupled receptor signaling pathway; blood coagulation; positive regulation of Rho protein signal transduction. Gene Ontology annotation, cellular component: plasma membrane. The coding region runs from base 310 to 1500 and encodes 396 amino acids. The transcript has 2 exons. Gene Ontology annotation, molecular function: thrombin-activated receptor activity.
UAGGAGUACAGUGUAGAAGAGACCGGUGUAGUCUGUUGAAGUCAAGCUGCUGAACUCAUCUGAGACACAGCUGAGACUCUUGACAAACUUUGUCAGGAACACAGUGAUUUGAAGGGUGAUAUUGUGGCAAAGGAGAUAACAAUUUUAGACUUCACUGUAUUAUCAUCACAGGACUUGGGACACAGGGGCUGCGUUACACAGAGCAGUGAAAGGAAGGAAGGGAGAGGCAGCUCUCUCUGCUUGUGGAAGUAGCGCCUGACCAUAAAUUAUAGCUUUCGCUGUGAGAGAGCACGGAUCCUCUGCAGCACCAUGAGUCUCUUUGCUCCAGCCGGGACUCUGCUAUUGCUGCUCUCUCUUUCUGCUCUCCUCCAUGGCUGUUCCUCCUCUCCCACCACGGAGGAGUGCACUGGCAUGGGCGUCCGGCUGCGCUCCUUCAAGCUGGUGUCCAACUGCAACUUCACCACCCUGAAAGACAAACAGAUCCAGGAGGUGCAGGCUCCCACCACCGUGCUCUACGUGCCCAUGCUCUACCUGGUAGCCUUCACUGUGGGCCUCCCGGCUAACCUCCUGGCCCUGUGGGUCCUUCUGUUCCGUACCAAGAAGAUGCCAUCCACCAUCCUCCUCAUCAACCUCACCGCCACCGACCUCAUGAUACUGAUGGUGCUCCCCUUCCGCAUAGUCUAUCACUUCCAGGGCAACGACUGGGUCUUCGGUGAGCCCUUCUGCCGCGUGGUCACGGCGCUCUUCUACGGCAACAUGUAUGGCUCUGUGCUGUGCCUGGCGUUCAUCGCCGUCGACCGCUAUGUGGCAUUGGUGCACCCGUUCGGUGCCAAAACCCUCCGCAGCUUUCGCACCUCCCUUUACAUGAGCCUGGGCGUAUGGGUGGUGGCGCUGGCCGCCAUGGUGCCUCUCCUCGUCUCCCGCCAGUCCUACAAGCUGGACGAGCCGAGCAUAACCACGUGCCACGACGCGUUGCCUGAGGAGGAGCAUGAGAACUACUUCCUGCCCUACUUUCUCACACUCUUCUUUCUCUGCUUCCUGCUCCCCCUGCUGGUCGUCCUCUACUGCUACGGCUCCGUGAUACGCACCCUAGUGGCGGGAGGCCAGCGCUACGCCCACGCUGUGCGCGUCACUGUGCUAGUGCUGGUAGUGUUCGUUGGCUGCCUGCUACCCAGCAACGUCCUCCUUCUCCUGCACUACUCCGACUCCUACCUGGUGGAUGACGGGGAGGACCUGUACGUGCCCUACAUGGUUAGCCUAGCUGUUAGCACGUUGAACAGCUGCAUCGACCCCUUCAUCUUCUACUACGUCUCUGACGACUUCAGGGAAAAGGUCAGGACGGUGCUGUGUUGCCGCGGCGACAACGGGAGAGACUCGACCACGGGGAACCAGGUGUCCUAUUCGUCCACCUCAAAGGGGACACAAAGGUCAAAGGUGAUACUGCUGUCCAAGUCUAGUCGGAGCCCGGCGACGUCAGAGGGGGAGAUAGCAUGCAGAUAGGUAUUAGAGAACUAGACGUGUAGGCACUAGGAUCACACGAAGACUCAAUGUUGUGUUGUUCCUCUGGUUUAUGUGAGACUCUCAUUUAUACAGCCAAUGACUUUUAUCGUAUAUUGUGAAAAACAAAAAAUGGAUGGCAAAUUCUGUGCAAUUUCCAUAAACAUGCAGUCAAUGGAGGGAGGUGUUUAGGAAUUAUCAUCAUACAGGGAUACAAUAGUCUCUUUAGACAUCCACUUUGCCUAUGGUCUGGUUUUCGAGAUGAGGGUUUGUAUCGUUAGAGUUCUACAGGAUUACACAGUCAAUCUAUAUUAAUGGAAUGUCUUUUAUAAAUCUGACAAAAUGGGAAAAAUACA